Varanus komodoensis (Komodo dragon) is the source of this 2612-nucleotide messenger RNA. It is a transcript of the gene LRRC14B, whose product is annotated as leucine rich repeat containing 14B. Gene Ontology annotation, cellular component: cytoplasm. The transcript has 2 exons. The record is from RefSeq and is a predicted model, not a curated record. Lineage: Eukaryota; Metazoa; Chordata; Lepidosauria; Squamata; Varanidae. The coding region runs from base 94 to 1644 and encodes 516 amino acids.
ACUUGCCUGCAGCUAAAAAUAGGGAAUGAUAAGCAAGAGCGAGAAGUCCUGCUCAGCCCAGACCUCAAAUAACUGGAAGGAUCAGACGCAGCAAUGCACUCGCUACGGUUCAGGAGCGCUGAAGCUUUGGUGUCUAACACACAGCUUGUAAGGGAGAAUCUCGGCAGCCUCGCACACAACCUGUUCCCACUUCUUUUUAAGGCCAGUUACUUGCAAGAGCAGGGCGAGGUGCUCCGUGGCCUGGUGGAAAACUGGCCGCUGCCAGAACUGAACAUUGGAUCACUGCUGGGGAAGACGGUGGACCACCAGGAGGACUUCAGCAGCAGAGCCUGCUCUGUGUGCUUGGCCAGCUGUCUGAACGGCCUGAGAGACUACGUGCUGAAUCGUGCAUCUCCUUACGCAAAGAGACUCAGAAUGGUGGACCUAACAGGCAUAAAGGACGUUGAAGUCCAGCUCUGUCAUUGCAAGAAAGCCAUGGGACGGUGGGCCAGGACUGAGCUGCUUGCAAAGCUCUGCUAUGAUUUGCUUGUUGACAUGCAAAGGCUGCCAUUCAGUCCAGAAGUGUUUGAGGUAUCUGUCGAUGUCCGCAGUGACAUCUUUGUUACGGAACGGAACUAUGAGCUGGUUGUGCAGGCCUUGCUGAUGCGGUGCCACUGCCCGCUCAAGAUCCGCUGUGCAGCCUUCCGAGUGGACAACUUGCCCCUGAGGAAGCUCUUCUACAUCAUAAAGCUGACAGAGCCCUCAUCACUCUGCAAGCUUGAAAUGGUCCACAAUGUUCGUUUGGAAAUGGAGCAUUUGCAAGUGCUGUUGAAUAAUGUUCAGUUUCCUCAGCUGAGAUCACUCACAGUCCCGGCUAGAACAUUUGAUGUGAGAAGGUUCACAGCAGAGGAUGAAGCCACUCUGAUGAAGGUUGGAGAGAAGCUGAGCCAGAUGACACAGCUGAUUGAGCUGAACCUGGCAUUUUCCACACUCACAGGAAAGAUUCGGAAACUGCUCAGCCCAUUGAAAUACCCACUGAAAGUUCUGGAUGUUUCCAAUUGCUCCUUAAACCAUGUUGAUAUGGCUUAUUUAGCCAAUAGCCUCCAUUCUAACCAUCUGGAAGCCCUUGAUAUCAGUGGACAUGAUGUGGCUGAUCUCUACCCAUCCACCUUCUUCAAACUUCUGAAUCAUUCAUCUUACACGCUGAAGAGUCUCACCCUUGAGGAAUGCAACAUCCAGGACAUUCACAUAAACAUGUUGAUUUUGGGAUUGGUCCCCUGCCGGAAACUAGAGGAGUUCAAGUUCCUUGGAAAUCCUCUGUCUUCUCGAGCAUUGAAAUGCCUUUUUAACAUUUUCAUUGACUUUCCAAGGCUAAAAUACAUUGAAUUCCCAGUUCCAAGAGACUGUUAUGCAAGUGACAUCACUUACCCAAUUAAUGAAGCUGAUCUCUCAAAAUUUGAUCAUCAGAAAUAUGAGAGGACAGCAGAGGAACUUAACAUGAUUCUGCUGCAUGCAAAACGGGAGGACAUAAAGGCCUCCACACCCCUCUUUGGAAGCUAUGAUGCAGCAAUUCAAGAAACAGGCAAUGAACUCGGAUUCUCUUUGCUGAAGUCGUUCCAAGAUGCCCUACAGAGUUUCAGCUUGGCUCUUCAGGAAAUCAGCUGAAGUCUGAGCCAAAGAGCACUUCUCAGGUUCAUUGACAAAAUUCAGGCAUUCAUUUAUUGGAAUUAUUGAGAUCAUACAUUUAGGGCUAACUCUAUACUACUGGGCAUUCUCCUAGCAAGGUCACCUUAGGGAAGGCAGAGCUGCAGCCCACCCCCUAUGAGGAAGGCAUGCAGCAUGCUAAGCAAAACAACCAGUUGCAGCGUUCCCUGUUCACAGUGGACCUUUGGGAAGAGUUCGGGGGUCUCCUGUUCAUGAAAAUCUGCAACCUGUUAUAUGAAGCAGCACACUGAAGCCCUUUGUUUUCAGGCAAAAGACCAGCAUCGAUCCUGAAAAGCAAGGCAGAUGACUAGUGGCCCUCCAGAUGCUCUGCCUUGCAACCCCACCAUCCCUCACCACUGGCUGUGAUGGCAAGGGCUGAUGGGAGUUGUAGGCCAAGUAUCCAGAGGGCUGCAGGUUGCCCAGUCCUGCUGUUGAAUCAGGAGUCUAAUCUGGAGGUCAUUAGGUUGAGGAAUGCUGCUUUAGCAGAAGGAAUUCCAAAAUUUUUGUUUGAAGUUAAUACAUCUCCUGACUCCACAGACUUCUACAGGUUCAAAGUGAAGGUGAGGUUUUUCUAGCAGCCUCUUUCCAUUUUAUUAAUAGACCUUACAUUUCACCAUAUAGAUAGGUCUAGACAGGUUUUUUUUCCUACUUGUCUGAGGGAGGGUAGUGUCCAUGCACAGAUAUGGUUGUAUUCCUUUAGUAUGGUGCGUGUGUACCAAAACAGGCAUUCACUUAAAUCUGUGCCUAUUCUAGAGUAAAACUAAAAAGGAAAAGAAAAAAAGACAUCAGUGAUCCUGGGCCUGAGUAUGUGUGAUACAUUUACAUGAGACAGUUUAGAUCACUCCCAGUCAGGAUUUUCCCUUGAUUUUCUGUUUGGUGAUACCGUGGAUAAUGAAAAAAAGUUAACAAUUAAAAUUGAACGUACCGUC